UCGCCCCGUAUUUCAAAACAGAGCCGGGGCUGCCUCAGAUUCAUCUCGAAGGGAACCGUUUGGUUAUGACCUGUCUGGCUGAGGGCAGUUGGCCCCUGGAGUUCAAGUGGAUUUUAAAUGAUACAGAGAUCACAGCCUUCUCUCCUGAAUACAAGUACAUUAUUACUUCUCUACAGCGCUCGGAUGCUGGGUUUUACCAGUGUGUGGUGAGGAACAGGAUGGGUGCACUGAUGCAGAAGAAGGCAGAAGUACAAGUAGCAUAUAUGGGUAACUUUGUGGAGGGAGACCAAAAAAAGACUGUGUCUCAAGGCAAGGCGGCAGUACUGAACUCCCCAGUGGUCAGCAGCUACCCCCGUCCUGAGGUGACAUGGUUCAGGGACGGGUAUAAGAUAAUCCCCAGUGGCAGGAUCAAACUAUAAUGCAUUUACCCUCGGGAGGCCUAAAAAACAAAAAGGAGACACCAACGAC
Polyodon spathula (Mississippi paddlefish) is the source of this 468-nucleotide messenger RNA. Its product is annotated as protein sidekick-1. The coding region runs from base 66 to 419 and encodes 117 amino acids. Gene Ontology annotation, biological process: homophilic cell-cell adhesion. Gene Ontology annotation, cellular component: plasma membrane. The record is from RefSeq and is a predicted model, not a curated record. The transcript is spliced from 4 exons. Lineage: Eukaryota; Metazoa; Chordata; Actinopteri; Acipenseriformes; Polyodontidae.